AUGAGCCAUGCGGGGCCAUCACCUGCUGCAGACACUGAGCUUUCCCUGCGGACAAUAGCUGAGCAACAGCGUAUCAUUGAGGCAAUGCGUCAGAUUAUAGCGGAGUUGAAAGCUCGAGUGGCAACACUCGAGGCGGCCGCCCGUUCACCGCCCACUGCUACAAAAUCUCCCACUACUAAUCCCACUGCCACCUCUACUACUACUGCUAGUACUGCUAGUACUACCACUUCUACUACUAUUACUACUAAUAAUAACAACGAUACUACUAGUGCUGCUACUGCUGCGGCUGCAGCAGCUGCUGCAGAGGUGGCGAGGCUGACUCGGGAGCGUGACGCGGCAGCGGCGGGUCUUGCGGAGACACGUGCGGAGUGCCGGCGGCUCGACGCAGCAGCAACAUCAACCCGAUCGCUUCUACACGCCGCCGCAGCGCGGGCCCGUGUAGCAGAGGACGAGUGCCGUCGUUUGCGGGAGUUCCACGAGAACAUUGGCGUAGAGCGGGCCCGCUGGAAGGCACUUGCCACCGCCAUUGCCGCCCGUUUAGAUGAUGACACACGCACACGCGCUCUCUUGCACAUCGAGGCACUUGACCGUAACGGUCGCACACGCGGAGAGAUCGCUGUACCAUCAGACCCGCUCGACCUUCUUAGCGCCGUGAGCGUUCUGCACGGACCACCACCGCAUCUCCCAAGGCGCGGUGACACCAGUACUUACAAGACUUACAACACCUACGACGGCACCAGUAUGCGGGGUCAGGAGAUGCGUCGAGGGGGUGGGGGGCGCAAGGGCCACGGGCGCUUUUUGGUGCCACUUUAG
Messenger RNA from Trypanosoma theileri, 813 nucleotides. RefSeq lists its product as uncharacterized. NCBI's taxonomy places the organism in Eukaryota, Euglenozoa, Kinetoplastea, Trypanosomatida, Trypanosomatidae. The record is from RefSeq and is a predicted model, not a curated record. The transcript has a single exon. Bases 1 to 813 code for a protein of 270 amino acids.